GGGGUGGACCUUGCGGUCACGUGAGCAGGGCCAGCUGUUAGCCGGGGGGCGGCGGGCAGAGCGCCAAGAGUCUGAGGAGGGGGAAGCGCCCGACGGCCGCCUCCGCCACUGCAGCUGCAGCUGCAGCUCCGGACGUCGCCGCAGUGAUCGCGGCCGCGGCAGCAUCCGCACCCUCGGCGGCCGCAGCCUCAGCACCGCAGAGCCGAGCCCGGAGCCCGCCGCCCCGCAGGAUGCCUGUGGCUCCUCCAAGUUGCUGUUUGGUGGCCUUCCCGCCGCGUGCUAAGGACGGUCUGGUGGUGUUUGGGAAAAAUUCAGCUCGGCCCAGGGAUGAAGUGCAGGAGGUUGUGUAUUUCUCGGCGGCCAAUCACGAACCCGAGAGCAAGGUGGAGUGUACUUACAUCUCAAUCGACCAAGCUCCCAGGACCCAUGCCAUUGUGAUAAGCAGACCUGCCUGGCUUUGGGGGGCAGAAAUGGGAGCCAAUGAACAUGGAGUAUGCAUAGCCAAUGAAGCCAUGAACGCCAGAGAACCGGCCGCCGAGACGGAAGCCCUGCUGGGAAUGGAUCUAGUCAGGCUUGGUUUAGAAAGAGGGUCGACCGCUAAAGAAGCCUUAGACGUCAUUGUUGCCUUGUUGGAAGAACAUGGACAAGGGGGGAAUUAUUAUGAAGAUGCAGAUGCUUGCCACAGCUUCCAGAGUGCGUAUCUGAUUGUGGACCGUGAGGAGGCCUGGGUGCUUGAGACCAUAGGAAAGUACUGGGCUGCUGAGAAAAUCACAGAGGGCGUCAGGUGCAUUUGCAAUCAGCUUUCACUCACGACCAAGAUUGACGCAGAGCAUCCUGAGCUCAGGGGUUACGCUCAGAGUCAAGGUUGGUGGACGGGAGAGGACGAGUUCAAUUUUUCCGAAGUGUUUUCUCCAGCCGAUGACCAUUUAGACUGCUGUGCAGGCAAAGACAGCUUCGAAAAGCAAGAAGAAAGCAUCACUGUGCAGACUAUGAUCGACAUCUUAAGGGACAAAGCCAGUGGGGUCUGUAUAGACUCCGAAUCUUUCCUCACCACAGCCAGUGUAGUGUCUGUCCUGCCUCAGAACACAAGCUCACCGUGCAUUCACUACUUCACCGGGACCCCAGAUCCUUCCAGGUCCAUAUUCAAGCCUUUCAUCUUUGUCGAUGACGUAAAACUUGUCCCCAAAGCACAGUCUCCCUGUUUCGGGGACGAUGACCCAGCCAAAAAGGAACCUCGAUUCCAGGAAAAACCAGACCGCCGGCAUGAGCUCUACAAGGCCCACGAGUGGGCACGCGCUGUCAUCGCAGGUGACCAGGAGCAAGGUCAAAAGCUGAGGAAGACCAUGCUGGAGCUAGAGAAACAAGGCCUGGAAGCCAUGGAAGAAAUCCUGACCAGCGCCGGCCCCCCGGACCCCGCGGAAGUGGGGGAUCUUUUCUAUGACUGUGUUGACACGGAGAUUAAGUUCUUUAAGUGAAUGACAAUGGACACAUUAGCCUCUCCACGGGAGUUCUGGAGUUCAUCGAGCCCUGGAAGGCAGGCUCCGCGGUGCUGAGUUUGUGGGGAAAGCAAAAUCUUCAAAAGUUUUUACUCUCAGUACUGGCUCCUUUCAGGUUAAGAGAGGGCACUUUUUUGUCAGGCCUGGGGCUCUUGUGUGUGCUCCAGAGAAAAGCGUCUUGGCCUCCCACUACUAGAGUGUGUGCCUAUAGUGCAGAAUGUCUCCAGAUGUGUCUUCUAAAGCAGCGGUCCCCAACCUUUGUGGCACCAGGGACCGGGUGCUCCAAUGAGAAUCUAAUGCCUGGUGAUCUGAGGCGAAGCUGAGGCGGUCAUGCUGGUGCUGGGGAGCGGCUCAAAUGCAGACGAAGCUUCGCUCGCCUGCUGCUCACCUCUUGCUGUGUGGCCCGGUUCCUAACAGGCCACGGACUGGUACCGGUUUGCGGCCCUGGGGUUGGGGACCCCUGUUUUAAGGGACAGAAGCCAUGGGAGGGAGUUAAAGGGAGCUCCUCCCCAGUCCCAGCUCCAUCCUCGUUGCGUGAUCCUGUGCACUGUGCUGUGUGCCGUGGCCGCACAGAGUGCUUCCACGUGUGGGAUCCCUGGUCAUCUGCGUUAGCUGGCACCUGCCCGCUUUAGAGAUUCACAGGCAGCUAUGCCAGAGACUUCCCUGAAUCACCGUGUGGCUCUCCCAAAAGUCACCUGGCUCUCCUACAUAGCAGCAUACCCGCCACAUGGAUGUGGCCUUGUGUAGGAGUGAUUCCAGGCCCGGUUCCUGCCAUGUAGUUUAGGAUUAAUUAAAUGGCCCUGUGGCACAGUUCCACCCCACAAAGCUGCGAAUCUCUCAGCUAAUGAGGGAGAGAAAAGGAGAAACUUUUGACGGUUUAGGUUCUAGUUAAAGUAGCUGGAAUCUGAGCAGCCACAACGUGAUCUCAGCAGAGACAUGAGUUAAGCUGAUUUGUUUCCAACAUCGCGUUCCUAUGAAGGGUUUGACUUACACCAGAGCAUAGAAAAGCGUGCGAGGAAGACCAGAUGGGCUCGGCAUUGAGAAGGCAGAGGGCAGGAAGGCGACAGAUGGAUGUAGAAGCAUUUCACGCCAGGGUACCCAUCCUGCCUCCACCCUUCCUGCCCAGCCUGUUCAAUCCCGCAAAGCUGUAUCGGAGGCAGCUGGCUUUCCCUGGUCCUUCUCUUCCUCCUCCCACCCGCAUGUCCCUUUAGCUGCCUUCAGACUGAGAGCUGAAGUGGGCAGGGGGUAGUGGGGGUCUUGCCUCCAGCUACUGAAACUCCGCCACUCAUGAAAUGGAAAGUGGCCAGCGGUGACUGAGAGAGGGUGUGUCACUCUGCCAGCUUGUGGGAGAAUGGCAGCCUAAUUGCUCCUAGUGACUCUGUCUCAGCACCAGUGUGUGCGAGGCCGUGAGAGUCGGGAGGGCCUUGGGUCCCAUACACCGCUGUGGACACUGAGGGUCACAGGUUUUAUCGGAACAGAUCUGUUUUUCUACCAGCUCUCUUUAAGAGGGUAGGCAUAAGAGCAGCAUGAGCUUUUUGCCCAGCAGCUUUGUAAAUUCCGUAUGUAAAAUCACUAACUAUGAGUGGUGAGACUCUGAGCCGGCAGAGUUAACAGCGGCUGUUCGUCGUGGCUCAUAGUUGCUGAGAGUGUUGUCCAGGUUUGGCCUAGGCUUUCACUGUUGAUGAACUCGGGGUCUCCUUGAAGGUGCAGCGGCCAUUCUGAGAGUAUCUGUCUACAGAGGAAAGGGUACCCGUCCCCCUCCUAAAUCCACCUGUUGAGUGGUUGUUUAAAGCAAGGUGAUGCAUAAAGCAUCAAUUUCACCAUGUCGUCUUACCCCCUCCUAUUAUGGAAACAUUUCACCAGACCUGACAUGUCUGUGAUUUGGUGAUUCGGUGUUUGACCAAAAGGGAUCUAUGAGAAUAGGUUACACAGACGCCCGCUUUCAUUAUUAGGGGCCAAACAAAGGUCACGGACAACCAAGGCAGCCUUAUGCCAUGCCCCAGCCAUUGUACAGUGGGAAACACAAUGGCAGCUUGUAUUAGGGGACGUUGACCUUAGUCCAGCACUUCAGAGAAGGGUGGACCCUAACUCAGAGUUGUCUUGGCUAACACUGUGCAUCACAGGUGUGGUGCCUCUGUCUGACCACUAGAGGGCGAGGUAGCCCAGAAGUUAACCGGGACUGGGCUGCUUCCAUCAGGCACAGGUGGUCUGUGUGUAGUCAGAUCCGAAUAAUAGCAGUGGACAGAUUUUUUAAUGCAUUGGAUGGAUGGAGAAAGACAAGAAGGGAGCGAAGAAUCUGCCGAUGUGGCUGUUCUCACUUCUAGUGACUCAUCUACUGAACAGCUUGAAGUGUGUUGGAUUUUGAGCAGGUUGUUGUUGGGGGGGGGCGGGGGGAAUGUUAGUUUUUAAAGGCUCCUAACAGACUCCGCUUUUGAAAAAUGCUUAUCAUUACAUGGAUCAUUUAUUGACCAGGAAUUGUUCUUCUAAAGGCAAUAUGGAGAAAACGAAUAUUCAAAAUGAACUAUGAAAAUAAUGUUUAAAGGUCAGUGUGUAAAUAGCUUCCUAAAAUAUCAUUCGUGUAUCCAUUAAGACUCGGGGACGGGGGCGCUCUGCAUGUUUUGUACAGAAAGAAGACAUGGCCAUAAAGGACAGAAUCCCCUCCCACCCCCGGCUCCCACGUCCCAUAACCAAACAUAAGCUAAUUAGUCUUCUCUAGUAGAGGGGAGUUGUCACAGAGGAAGACAGCCCUCUACGCU
Molecule: messenger RNA, 4252 nt
Organism: Pteropus alecto (black flying fox)
Lineage: Eukaryota; Metazoa; Chordata; Mammalia; Chiroptera; Pteropodidae
Gene: SCRN1
Product: secernin 1
Exons: 9
Coding region: 231-1475 (414 amino acids)
Biological process (GO): proteolysis
Molecular function (GO): dipeptidase activity; cysteine-type exopeptidase activity
Source: RefSeq, a predicted model, not a curated record